AUUCACUCCAUUGUUUCCCUCACCACAACCCCAGCCGAAAAUAUAAACUCUCUUGCAUUAACAAAACAAGUUUUCAAGUAUCUUCAAAAUCAAUGGCUUCCAAAGCUACCCUUCUCCUUCUUCUCAACCUACUCUUCUUCACAUUAGUCACUUCCAAUUCUGUCCCAUGCCCUCCAACACCACCAACAACACCAACACCAACACCAACACCAACGACACCCACCACCCCCACCCCCAGCCACGGCCACGGUCAGAAGCACCACCCAUCGAAGGGCAAGUGCCCUAAAGACACUCUAAAACUGGGAGUCUGCGCAGAUUUGCUUAAUGAUUUGGUGCACCUGGUUGUGGGUACCCCACCAAAAACUCCCUGCUGCACACUCAUUAAAGGGCUUGCUGACCUUGAGGCUGCUGUUUGCCUUUGCACUGCCAUUAAAGCAAAUGUUUUGGGCAUUAACCUAAAUGUCCCAGUUUCCCUCAGUUUGUUGCUUAACUACUGUGGAAAUAAGGUUCCAACUGGUUUCCAGUGCCCAUAAACAAUCUCCCUAUUCCGUAAGUUGAAUUAGACGGCACUGCGAAGUACUAAGAAGAAUCAGAAGAUAAAAUCUUGUCCAUUGUGGUAAUAUUCAAUUCAGUCUAAUACGGCAUACUGAAUGUACAAUUAUUCACCCUACAUUUCCAGAUUCUUUAGGCUUAAGUUUCUGUUCUUUUUGUGUUCUCUGUGUGCUUAUAUAGUUCUGAGAUUUCUCAAGCUUUCUUUUGUAUUCUGGUUGAUGGCCGUCAGUUCAUAAUUGUUUCUACAUUUAAAGAUUACGAGCAGAAGGUUCCUCGCCUCCUGUGGUUGUAUCGUCAGUUGAUGACAUUGUUAUUAGCAAUAAAAUGGAAUGUUUCAGAAAGA
Messenger RNA from Olea europaea var. sylvestris, 895 nucleotides. RefSeq names its product 14 kDa proline-rich protein DC2.15-like. The record is from RefSeq and is a predicted model, not a curated record. The transcript has a single exon. Lineage: Eukaryota; Viridiplantae; Streptophyta; Magnoliopsida; Lamiales; Oleaceae. Bases 93 to 533 code for a protein of 146 amino acids.